AAAAAAAAAAAAAAAAAAAAAAACUCUAUGCAGGUAUUGAUUAUGUGAUAUGGCAAAUUAUGCAGCUUACGAUAUUUCGACUACUUUGAAAUUUCAUUUUCCUUAACAUUUUUCGUUGAUGUAUUUUUAAAAUAUUAACAUAUUCCAGCCAUGUAUAUAAGAAAGAUUUUUUUACUGAAGAAGUUUCUAUCAUUAUCAAUAUCAACUCUCUUUUAUACCACCUUAAUAUAUCCCUUCCGACUUAAUUUAUUAGCCAAAGAUGGUCUCUUUCGUAUCUAUCAGUAAGGGUGUCUUUUUCGUUUCCAUGAUGUUUAUCGGAACAUCCCACGCCGCUCCUCCUUCCUCUGAGGUACCCUCAGAUGUUCCCCAAGAUAACUCUGCCAAACAUAGUAACUUCACUCUUCCACCUCUCAUUACAAAUCGUACUCAUCCCGCACCUCCUCAUUUGAAGGUCGCUGGAGUAGGAGGAGAGGUUCAAAACAUGGAAGACAAUAUAGAAUGGCUCAAGGAACUUGGUUUUGACUAUCCUGGCAUGAUUCAACGUCAAGAGUUGGAGUCCGUUCAUGGCAUGGCUAUCGAUCUCCCCGCUGGAGUCCCUGCUAUUAGUGCCAAGGAUACUUUGAGCCGUUUUGAUAAUGGCAAUGAUAUCUCUAUAGCUGCUUCUCCUGAACAAAUUAACACUCUCGCAUUUUAUGCUGGUGUUACUUCCACUUCGUACUGUCGUACUGUGACAGGUCUUGGUCGUUGGGAUUGCAAAAAUUGCCAAAAAUAUGUUCCUGAUGGUCAGCUUAUCUUUACUUUCAGUUCCCCUAUAUCUGAUACCACUGGGUUUGUUUUGAGAAGCGAUAGUCAAAAAACAAUUCAUGUUGUCUUCCGUGGUACAAAUUCCAUUCGUCAGUCUAUCACUGAUCUGGUCACGACAAAAACUGACUACCCUCCUGUCAACGGUGCCCAAGUUCAUACAGGAUUCUUAGCUUCUUACAAUGAAGUUGCAGACAAGUAUUUCCCUUAUGUUCAACAACAACUUUCUAAUUUCCCUAAUUACAAAGUCGUAGUUUCUGGACAUUCUCUUGGUGGUGCUCAUGCGUUGUUGGCUGCUUUGGAUCUUUAUCAACGUGAUUCAAGAUUUGGUCCCAAUAACAUGAGUGUCUAUACCGUUGGUUGCCCUCGUGUUGGUGAUACUAGUUUCGCAUACUAUGUUGAUGCUACCCGUAUUCCUUUUUACCGCUCUGUACAUAACAGAGAUCCUGUUCCUCAUCUUCCUCCUCAAGCUAUGGGUUUCCUUCAUGCUGGUGUCGAAAUUUGGGAUAAGACUCUUGGUGGUUACAGCAUCUGUCCCACCAACCUUGAAAGCCAAUCCUGCUCUAAUACCAUUGUCCCUAUUGUUAGCUUCUUCGAUCAUUUGACCUACUACGAUAUCAAUGAAGGACUUUGUCUUUAAUUUAUUAAUGCC
Mucor mucedo is the source of this 1453-nucleotide messenger RNA. Its product is annotated as lipase. NCBI's taxonomy places the organism in Eukaryota, Fungi, Mucoromycota, Mucoromycetes, Mucorales, Mucoraceae. The transcript is spliced from 5 exons. The record is from RefSeq and is a predicted model, not a curated record. The coding region runs from base 260 to 1441 and encodes 393 amino acids. Gene Ontology annotation, biological process: lipid metabolic process.